This is a messenger RNA of Sturnus vulgaris (Common starling), 2985 nucleotides long. The record is from RefSeq and is a predicted model, not a curated record. NCBI's taxonomy places the organism in Eukaryota, Metazoa, Chordata, Aves, Passeriformes, Sturnidae.
AUGGCGGAGCGGCCGCGCUUCCUCUGCGGCGUGGUGGAAGGUUUCUACGGGAGACCAUGGUCAAUGGAUCAGAGGAAACUUCUCUUUCAAUGGCUGCAACGCCGGGGGCUGAACUGCUACAUGUACGCACCCAAGGAUGAGCUGAAGCACCGGCUGCUCUGGAGGGAGCCUUACACAGAGCAUGAGGCAGCCCGCAUGCGGUCUCUCAUCGAAGCUGCCCAAGAGCAGGGUGUGGAGUUUAUUUUCGCCAUUUCUGCUGGCCAGGACAUGGUGUUUUCCAGUGCUGGGGAUCGCCUCCUGCUGCAGCAAAAACUCAGGCAGGUGGCUGCCAUGGGGUGCCGCUCCUUCGCGCUGCUCUUUGACGACAUCGACCCCUGCAUGUGCCAAGCUGACAGAGAUGUCUUCCCCUCCCUGGCACAGGCUCAGGCCUCUGUGGCCAACGAGGUGUACCAGGAGCUGGGCCAACCCUCCAUCUUCCUCUUCUGCCCUACAGAAUAUUGCAGCUCGCUGUGCUCUCCCAGCCCCAGCCAGUCCUGCUACCUGCAGACCAUCGGCCAGGAGCUGCUCCCAGGGAUCGGUGUCAUCUGGACAGGCCCCAAGGUGGUGUCACAGGAGCUCUCAGCAGUGCUGCUGGAGGAGGUGGAGGCUGUCCUGAGGCGCUGCCCGGUCAUCUGGGACAACCUCUAUGCCAACGACUACGACUGCAGACGUGUCUUCCUGGGUCCCUACAUGGGCCGUGCUCCUGGCCUCAUGUCCAGGCUCCAUGGGCUGCUCCUCAACCCCAACUGUGAGCUCCAGGCCAACUUCAUCCCCAUACACACGCUGGGCACCUGGUUUCAGAGCGAGCUGGGGAGCUGUGCCCCCCCUGACCAUGCAGGAAUGGAGGAGGUGACAGCCCUGGGGGACAGCCAAGGUGCUCAGGAUGGAAGCUACAGCCCCCAGGAAGCCUUGGAACUGGCACUGCGUGACUGGGUGGCCGAGAUAAACCAGCAGGCCUUGGAGCCAGGAAUCCCAGUGGCCACCAAGAUCCUCCCCAGCCCAAGCUCCACCAUGAGCUCCAGCAAUGGGGCCAACACCAGUCAGAACAUUUCCCUGCCCACCAGUGAUGCCAGGACAGGGGAUGGCAGCCCCGUCCAGUCUCCCAGCAGCACCCAGCCUGAGGCCAUCAGGACUGAUGUGCCCCAGACACCCCCAGGACCUGGGGCUGAUGCCACCCCUGGUGCCCCAGCCCCACUGAUCGAUGAGGUUGAUGCUAGCCCUGGUCCUAUGGCACCAGUGACCCCAGAGGAGGCUGAGUCUGGCCCCAUAGCACCACUUACCCCCAAGGAGGCCACAACCAGCCCCACAGCACAGGUGACCCCAGAGGAGGCUGGGUCUGGAUCCAUGACCCCCAAAGAUGCCAGGACCAGCCCCAUAGCACAGGUGACCCCAGAGGAGUCCAGGACCAGCCCCCUGGCACCAGUGACCCCAGAGGAGUCUGGGUCUGGAUCCAUGACCCCCAAGGAGGCCAGGACCAGCCCCACAGCACAGGUGACCCCAGAGGAGCCCAGGACCAGCCCCCUGGCACCAGUGACCCUGGAGGAGGCUGAGUCUGGAUCCAUGACCCCCAAGGAGUCCAGGACCAGCCCCACAUCACAGGUGACCCCAGAGGAGUCCAGGACCAUCCUCACAGCACCGGUGACCCCAGAAGAGGCUGGGUCUGGCCCUAUGGCACUGAUGACCCCAAAGGAAGCCAGACCCAACCCCACAGCACCACUGACCCCAGAGGAAGCCGUGUCCAGCCCUACAGCGCCACUGACCCUGGAGGAGGUGCGGAUGCUGGUGGAGCUUUUCUACCUGCCCUACCACCACGGGGCUCUGGCACAGCAGCUCCUGGAGCAUUUUCGGUGGCUGCGGGCAAACAGCCUCAGCGUGGGGGUCCCACCCACGGCGCCUGAUCCCUGCGGGGGCACGCGGUGGCGGGGCCGGGCUCAGUCCUUCCAGCUGCUGUGUGCGCGGACGUGCCGCCUGCACAGCCGCUUCGUCAGCACCGCCAGCCGGGCGCUGCUCUACGACCUGCACCCCUACCUGUGGGACAUCCGCAACAUGCUGCUGGCAGCCUGUGCCUUCGUCCUCUGGCUGGGUACGUGGCUGAUGCCAGCCCUGGCAGCCCCUGGCAGCCCCCAUCACACCUUUCCUUUCCCCGGGAUGGCCACCUCCUCUGCGACCCUGACCCCAAGGGCACCUGGGGGAACUGCUUUGGCUGGUGCCAGAGCAUCACUGCCCCAAUCCUGCUGGGGAGGGACGCCGAGCCCUGGGCACGUCGUGGGGGCCUCUUUGGAGAACUCCAGGCACUGCUGCCCGUGGGGAACAGCUGUGACCUCUUCUACCAUCCACCCCCACUCUUCCCGUCCAGCCAGCUGUACCUGCUGCGCCCACUGCUGCCCCUGGACAAGGCUCCUGGGCAGCUUCCUCAGCCUGAGCCCUGAGUACACCUUUGUGCUGGAGGAUGAGGGUGGCCCGUGUGGCUACGCAGCCGGAGCGCUCCACGCCGAAGGCUUCCUGCAGAAGCGAGACAGCAGCUGGCUGCCAGCCAUAAGACACAAAUACCCCCCAGACCUGGGCACGGGGGGCUCAGCUCUGGGACAGGAUGGGAGAGGUGGAGGGGGUUCCCUCACUUGUGCUUGUCUUCUGCAGGAUGCCCUGGAGGAAGCAGUGCUCUUCUUCCACACAGAGCCACUGGCAGUGCCCCAGCCUGUGCUGAGGCGCUUCCCCUCCCUGGUACAGCUGGGCACAGCCCCUCGUGUGCUGGACGUGGGGGCCAGCCGCAGCCUGGCCCUCUGCCUGCUGAGUGCACUCAGGGCCAACGGCUCACGGGGAGUGUUCUGCCAGGUCAGUGAUGCCGACCGGCAGCAGCUGAGCUUCUACAGCAAGCUGGGCUUUGUCGCCCUGCCGGUGGCCUGGGGCAGCUCUCCUGGCUCUCAGCUCCUGGGACGUCUCCUCUGA